UAAUCCUGACGGUAUCACAACCCCCUUUCAGCAUGAAAUUAUAAGAUUGUGAUUCAAGCAGGCCCAAAAGAUGUACAAUUGAAUUCGAUAAUAAUUGUUGCCCUGUGGACAUGAAACAUACUGAAGCAUUAUAUUUUUGCAAAUCUUACAAACCAUCCAUCUCUGUAUCCAUCCCUAUUGUUAGGUUCUUUUUUCAUACAAAAUAUGAUUACAGAAGCAUGCUUCCAAGCUUUCUUUUAUUGCUAGAUAUGAUAAAAGCUAGUUGGGUUGUUUUUCUCGAGUCCCAUUUUCAAUUGUUCAAAUAUACACUCAACCAUCUGAUCUUACAGGCGCCUUUUGCUUUAAGCAGAAAUAUAAUUGACAGUGACCUUUGUUUUGGUUUUAUAAACAUUUACUUGCAAAAGGAAAAGAGCCAUUUUCACGUAAUGGUAAUAUGCCUCUACUUGCAAGAAAAGCAUCUCGAUAACUCUCUAUUUGUCAAAAUCCCCUCUCCAUUCUUUUCUUGCAACUUCUGAAACCACAUUCAAGUGUUGUGUGGUCUAAUAAAUGGAUCAAAGAGAGCACCAGCUUCAAACCCUUGGAAUUUGCAACAGGCUCUACAAUUUCAUCAUGCGAGCCCUAACAACUCAGGCCUUAAAGACUGUCACAUUAGGCCAUCCUGUGCAAAAAAAUUUACUCAAAGCAAACGAUGGAGCUGCCUGUGAGAGUGAUCAAUUGGCAAACCAAAGGGUUCCAGAACAAACACCAUGUGAAAAUGUAGAGCAAGCAUAUAAUGUAAAUGAUUCAGACCCUUUUGUUCCCCUUAGCUCUCCUAGCAAUGGUUUCAAGCAAUAUGGCAGGAAGCUGCUCGAAGUUGAAGAGAAUGAUGCUAAAAUCAAUGAAGAGAAAAUUGAUUCUUAUGUCAGUCCAGGAGAGAGACCAGAACAGGAAGCACCAUUGCCUUCACUUGAAGCAAUACCUCCAAAGAAAGCUGUUGGCACAAAUGACAGAGUACAGGAGAUAGAAACAAAUAAGAAAGAUGACAAGGAAGAAAUCAGAAGAAAAUUUGAUUUCAUUUGAGGAAGAAGAAGAAGGGCUACUGUUGCUUUCAUGCAACAGGCUAAGCUUCUUGUUGCUUUAUGUUCUAUGCUGAAGUUAUUAAACAGCAAAUUGUUCUUAAAUUUCAGAAAAUUAAAAAAAAAAAUGUUAUAUUUCUUUAAGAAUUGAGAGUUUCUUAUCUGCUCUAAUAAUUUUUAAUUGACUGACUUGAGGCAAUAAUCUCAGGCAUCAAAAUGGGUUAUUUUUAUACUUAUAUUAUUUGGUGGUUUUGAAGUUCUAGGGGAAAU
This is a messenger RNA of Manihot esculenta (cassava), 1325 nucleotides long. RefSeq lists its product as uncharacterized. Bases 547 to 1059 code for a protein of 170 amino acids. The transcript has a single exon. NCBI's taxonomy places the organism in Eukaryota, Viridiplantae, Streptophyta, Magnoliopsida, Malpighiales, Euphorbiaceae. The record is from RefSeq and is a predicted model, not a curated record.